This is a messenger RNA of Serinus canaria (Common canary), 1414 nucleotides long. RefSeq names its product beta-1,3-glucuronyltransferase 2 (gene B3GAT2). Lineage: Eukaryota; Metazoa; Chordata; Aves; Passeriformes; Fringillidae. Gene Ontology annotation, molecular function: galactosylgalactosylxylosylprotein 3-beta-glucuronosyltransferase activity. The transcript is spliced from 4 exons. The record is from RefSeq and is a predicted model, not a curated record. Gene Ontology annotation, cellular component: Golgi membrane. Gene Ontology annotation, biological process: carbohydrate metabolic process; chondroitin sulfate proteoglycan biosynthetic process. Bases 26 to 946 code for a protein of 306 amino acids.
GUGGCGGGAGGGCGCCGGGGGCAGCAUGAAGUCCCUGCUCUUCAGCCGUUUCCUCCUGCUGCUGCCCUGGGUGCUCAUCGUCAUCAUCGUGCUGGACAUCGACAGCAGCCGGGCGCCACUGCCCGCGCUGUCCCCCCGCGGCGGGGCCGAGGGCGGUAGCGGGGGGGCGCGGCCGCCCGCCCCGCGGCGGCGGCCCGAGGCCGCGCUGCCCACCAUCUAUGCCAUCACGCCCACCUACAGCCGCCCGGUGCAGAAGGCCGAGCUCACCCGCCUGGCCAACACCUUCCGGCAGGUGUCGCGGCUCCACUGGAUCCUGGUGGAGGACGCGGCGGCGCGCAGCGAGCUGGUGACCCGCUUCGUGGCGGGAGCCGGGCUGCCCUGCACGCACCUGCACGUCCCCACGCCGCGCCGCUACAAGCGCCCGGGGCUGCCCCGCGCCACCGAGCAGCGCAACGCCGGCCUGGCCUGGCUGCGGCAGCGGCACCAGCACCUGCCGCCCCCGCAGCCCGGGGUGCUCUUCUUCGCCGACGACGACAACACCUACAGCCUGGAGCUCUUCCAGGAGAUGCGGACGACGCGCAAGGUGUCCGUGUGGCCCGUGGGGCUGGUGGGAGGCCGGCGCUACGAGCGCCCGGUGGUGGAGAACGGCAAAGUGGUCGGCUGGUACACGGGCUGGAGAGCUGACAGGCCCUUUGCUAUCGACAUGGCAGGAUUUGCUGUGAGUCUUCAAGUGAUCCUGUCGCAUCCCAAAGCCGUAUUCAAGCGUCGUGGUUCUCAACCAGGAAUGCAAGAAUCUGAUUUUCUGAAACAGAUAACAACCGUGGAGGAACUGGAGCCAAAAGCAAACAACUGCACAAAGGUUCUGGUAUGGCACACCCGAACAGAGAAAGUGAAUCUAGCUAACGAGCCAAAGUACCACCUGGACACAGUCAACAUUGAGGUAUGAUGGGGGGGACAGUCCCACGGCAAGAGCAGGACAAUGGAUGCACCAGCGCGUGUUCCGGUUCAGACAGCUAAAGUCAUCUGCUUCUGCCUGAGACCUGACAGACUUCUGUGGAAACAAAAGGAAGCUUUCAGAGACUCUAAUAAGCAAAUCAAGUGGGUGUGCUUUGUUCUAACUUGUCUGCAUGCAUUUCUGAACUCUCAGCUUAAUAAACUGACACUUACCUUUGUUUUGACGCUGUUUCCACAUAGAUAAACAUGGCUGCAAUGGAGUAUUUUCAAAAUCAUUAUUUAUGUAUAUACUUUUUGUAUUUAUCCAGCUUAAUGGUGUAAUUAUAAACUGAUUUUAACUCACGAACUGUUGGUCUAAAUAUCUGUAUAAAUGGAUCCUCCAAACUGAACAUGUUUUACUUCAUUAAAAGUAGCAGUCAAACAGGUCUUACGAUAAUGAAAUAAAAAACCCACAAUCAUU